Molecule: messenger RNA, 1155 nt
Organism: Triticum aestivum (bread wheat)
Lineage: Eukaryota; Viridiplantae; Streptophyta; Magnoliopsida; Poales; Poaceae
Product: vegetative cell wall protein gp1
Exons: 3
Coding region: 1-810 (269 amino acids)
Source: RefSeq, a predicted model, not a curated record
AUGCGCCGUCCCCGCCGCCUCGUUCGCCCGCGCCGCCGCCCGCCGGUCGCCGCCACCUCGUCGGCCGGCUUCUUCUCCGGCAGAGCCCGGCGCCGCCCGGUCGCCCCUGCCGCCGCGCCGCCCUCGCCGGUCGGCCCCGCCGCCGCCGCCUCCGACGCUCCGGUGGCCGCGCCCGACUCCGGGCGGCCUCCUCUCCCUCCUACUCCGGCCGGCCCCGGCCCCCUUCUCCUCCCCACCGACGAGCGGCCUCGCCGGAGACCUCGGGAAUCGCGCCCUCGGGUUCGGUCCCAGUGGGAAGCUCGGCUUAGCCGGACCGGCUCCGGCCCAAAGCGACCGACCAUUCCAAACCCUCGCAUCCAAGCCGCCUCCGCCUCCGCCUCCGCCUCCGCCUCCACCUCCCCGCGGAUCUCCCAUCCAUCCAUGGCCGCCGCCGCCCCGGCCCGCAGGCUCCUCCUGCGCCUGCGUCUCCCACUCCCCCUCUGCAACCCAGCGCCGUCCCCCGUCCCGCUCCUCUCCCACCUGACGCCGCACCUCCACCCACCACCGCCACCGCAGCCAACGCUCCCGGGCGCCCCGGCCCCGGACCCGAAGCUCCGGGACCUCCUCUUCGCCUUCCACCCCGCCGUGCACGUAUACCCGUCCCUCGUCGACGUCCCGAGAGGAGGGCUGGGCGACCUUGACGCGCGCGAGGACGGAGGGGGGGCCAAGGAGGCGGAGGUGUGGGCGGACAGCGUCAAGAAGAAGCGGAAGCGCAAGAUGAACAAGCACAAGCUCCGCAAGCUCCGGAAGCGCCUCCGCCGCCAGACCUGAGCUCAUGGAUCCCGGCUUGAGGAUUGUGAUUGCAAGGAGGUCCUCCGGUGCCGCUGCCACACCGGUUUCAAGCUGAUGGUUUCUUCCAGUUAUUUUGGUUUGGUUAUAGGAGUAGCAGUUCUGGUACCAACAACGCAAUUGCUGCGACUGGGCACGUACCUACAAACACUGUAAUGACAAGGAGCCAGGAACGGGCUGUUUCAUGUCUGGAUUUCUGGCAGGCAAAUAAAGCUUCAAAUGCCGGUCUAACUCAUUUGUACUGUUCUUUCCCCAGAUCAAUGCUAUAACCUCAGUAUACUCGUGCCAGAAGAACUUUGUCUUAAAUAGUUCAUGAGUUGCCCUGAA